This is a messenger RNA of Pseudozyma hubeiensis SY62, 1131 nucleotides long. RefSeq lists its product as hypothetical. Bases 1 to 1131 code for a protein of 376 amino acids. Gene Ontology annotation, molecular function: FAD binding; blue light photoreceptor activity. NCBI's taxonomy places the organism in Eukaryota, Fungi, Basidiomycota, Ustilaginomycetes, Ustilaginales, Ustilaginaceae. The record is from RefSeq and is a predicted model, not a curated record. The transcript has a single exon.
AUGGCGAACUUCCUUUACUACCAUACCAUCCACCAUACUUUCUACCCUUACCGUCGACAGCAGCGCCUUGUCAGCAGCCUCCUUGGCUCUCUUUUCUUCUGCCAAGAGUCGAUCCUAGAACAGCUCAAUUCAGCUGAGGAUUCGCCACCUCGACUUCAUAUUGAAUCCUUCCAGAGUUCGAUAUUUCCCUGCCCAUCACCUCUCUCUCAACCUUCAGCUCCACUUUCUAACUCUCAUAUUGACACGAUGUUGCACCAACGCAGCACAUCCAGCACGUUCGUCGGGCCUAUGGGGGGUACAAGGCCGACCGUCCAUUCCGAGCACCCGCCGUCUGUCCCUCGCUUCGCUCAGCACAACCCUUACGACGGCGGUGCUGCAGAUUCUUUCUCAACAGCACGGACACCUGCCUCGUUUACCCGCAGCGCCUCUUCACGCAACACCAACAACCUCAUACCCGCAAAGCGACCCUCGUCAGGACACUCGUCGCGCCAGUCUUCUUCCGAUUCGAUUGAAUCGGUGACGACUGCCUCUUCGUUCACUCGUGCUUCUCCAUCGAGCUCCGACUUUGGCAGUGGCGAAGAGGAUGAUCUGAUCCAAGUUGUGUACACUUCAUCUGCGCGAUCGCGUCUCAUGUCCAUCGACGAGGUCAAGUCGAUCCUGCGUGCUUCUCGCGCCAACAACACCGCGAAGGGCAUCACCGGCCUCUUGCUCUACCGCGACGGCUCGUUCGCCCAGUUCCUCGAGGGACCAGCGCAUGCGGUCGACUCGCUCUACGACACGAUCGAGCGCGACCAACGUCACCACGGUGUCAUUCGUGUACUCCGACAGUCUGUCACCAAACGUGACUUUCGUCAGUGGAGCAUGGCGUUCCGCGAUCUCGACAUGCUCAAAAGGCGAUCCCCUUCGUCCUUCAAGUUCGACGAGGAUGAUGGCGAAUUGGCACCCGAAGAGGCUGUCAAUGAAGGCUUUAGCCAGCUCAUGAACGUCGGUCUUCGAGCGGGCGAUGCCUCCGACAACGAGUACCGUCCCGAUGCUAUGGGGAAUGCCAAGCUCGAUCUGCCAGCGGAUAUGUCUGCGAGCAUGCGAAGGCUCGUCACCACGUUCUACCGUCUGAUGGACAGACCUCUUUAG